GUGAGCGCCCCCUUAACUAGUUAGCGCUAGUGUUGUUGUACGCAACGAACGUCUCUCGGAUUUCUCGUCUCGUUCUCGUCGCGAUCUCGUCGCGAUCUCAGUUGUUCUAUCGCGUAAAAACCUGAGGGAGAUGAAUCGCCAUCCGAGCAGCGACAAGAGUCGCAGUGAACCGCUGGUCGAAUUAGAGAGUCAAUUUAUUAUGCGGUUGCCACUGGAACCCGCCAAAGUGCUGAGGGAAGCCUUACGCAGCAGCCUGCCGUUGAAAGACAGGCUGACUAUAAAACUGGAGAACGAUCUGCGUUACGGUGAGGUUAGGAUUGACCACUGGUUGCUCCAUGCCAAGGUUGUUGACCUGCCGACGAUAGUGGAGUCCUUAAAGACCAUUGAUAACAAGAGUUUUUAUAAAACUGCCGACAUGUGCCAGAUGCUGAUAUGUAAAGAGGAGGACGAUCACACCGCAACGGACGAGGAGUCUCCCGUCAAGCAGAAGAAGAAGGAUCCAAACAAGGUUGACAAGAAGUUCCUUUGGCCCCAUGGCAUAACGCCGCCCACUAAGAACGUGAGACGCAGGAGAUUUAGGAAAACCUUGAAGAAGAAGUACGUAGAGGCGCCUGAGAUCGAGAAGGAGGUCAAACGUCUGUUGCGAGUGGACAACGACGCCGUUAACGUCAAGUGGGAAGUGAUAUGCGAGGAUGAGGAUACGUCGAAGCCCAGCAAGGUGUCGUCGUCCGGUACAGUCAAGACGAAACGGGACAGCAUGAAUGGAAACACGUCGCAAAGUCUGGACGUCGCUGAACACGAUAUAUUCGGCGAGCCCGUGAGCGACAGCGAGGACGAUGACGAGGAGGCGAAUAUAAACGUGAUGGAGCUGGACGAGAACAGUCGUUCGGCGGACAGUAGGGUCUCGGACUCCAAUUCGAUGCAGGCCGCGUACUCGAGGUCGAGUAACAACGCGACGACGAGCAGCGGGCUGGUCACCGAGUUCAGCAAGGAUAUGUUCCAAAACGAUAACAACGACGAUACCGAGGCCGAGAAGCAGCAGGGUGAUGAGCCCACUCCACCAAAAGUCCCGAAAUUGGAACAAUUUCACUCGGAAUAUAUGAUUCCAGAUAAUUACACGGAAUCGAUAAUCGCACCCACAUCGGUAUCCGCGUCCAAAGAUUCGCGUCUCGCUACACUCCACACGGAACUGGCGGAGUUACGGCAGAGACGGCAGCAACAGGAGAUCGAAAUAGCCAAUAUCGAAAACGUGAAACUGAGGCAACGCUUCCAGGAGAUCUUGGAUAAUUUGUUGACGCAAGAAAUGCAGAAAGUGCAAGAGAUACAAGAUCUGGAAAUGGAAUAGAAAGUGCAGUGCGAGUCUCACACGUUAUAUAUAAAAAAGACAAUUUAAUAUACAUAUAAAUCAAGUUAUUUUCCUUUUUUCAGCAAAACAAAUUUUUUAUAUAAACAAUUCAAUGAUCACACGGUGCAAUUAUCUUGUACAUACCGUUGUAUAAAAUUAACAUCUGAAAAAAAACUUAUCACAUUUGUUUCCAACGCUUAUUAACGGCACACUUUGUAAUAUACAAAUCCUGAAUAAAGCAAGGAGAAGCAAGUUAA
Vollenhovia emeryi is the source of this 1602-nucleotide messenger RNA. It is a transcript of the gene Taf7, whose product is annotated as transcription initiation factor TFIID subunit 7. The record is from RefSeq and is a predicted model, not a curated record. The transcript has 7 exons. Gene Ontology annotation, biological process: RNA polymerase II preinitiation complex assembly; transcription initiation at RNA polymerase II promoter. NCBI's taxonomy places the organism in Eukaryota, Metazoa, Arthropoda, Insecta, Hymenoptera, Formicidae. Gene Ontology annotation, molecular function: RNA polymerase II general transcription initiation factor activity. Gene Ontology annotation, cellular component: transcription factor TFIID complex. Bases 131 to 1345 code for a protein of 404 amino acids.